Molecule: messenger RNA, 5496 nt
Organism: Cavia porcellus (domestic guinea pig)
Lineage: Eukaryota; Metazoa; Chordata; Mammalia; Rodentia; Caviidae
Gene: Clrn2
Product: clarin 2
Exons: 4
Coding region: 1372-2070 (232 amino acids)
Source: RefSeq, a predicted model, not a curated record
GCAAAAUAACCUUUGUUUGACACUCAGUAUGCUGACACUUUUACAAUCUUCUUGCCAACAGAACCCUGUAUUAAACGUCUUUGUGCAUCUCCCAUCCACGCACAGUGCCUCCUACCGCCAUGGAUAAUGCUUGGGCCAGAGAAGACGCACAGACUUGUGUCCUUAGAGAACAGGAUGCAGCCAGCAGCACCUUUUAUUAGACCUGCUAGAAAAGGGCCCUGAAGUGAGUGCCCACCAUGGAAGGACGGAAGCUUCCAUUUCCGUAACUUGUCCUUGGCCACAGGUCUCUCCAGGGGAGACUCCUGGGGUCCUACUGGUGGUGAAGGAUGCAACUUCCCAACCUCCCUCCAGACUAGGGAUCAAAUAAAAAAAUGUAUAGUGUCAUUUUUGCAAAAUUUUGCCCCCCAAAGAUAGGGUAGAGUGGCUGCCACCAGUCUUACGCAACAUUAAAUUGAUAUCUGGCAAUACCACAAAAGUGAAAAUUUAAAAAGCCAUAGCGUAAGAUAGAAAGCAUGGAAUAUUUCACUCCUAGUGUCUACCAGUUAAAAGGAAAAGACAAAUCAUCUGUUUUAGAAGAGAUAAACACCCUAGUGGAAUAACUCCUAUUCAACACGCUCUGUCCCAUUUCCGAUGAGGUGGAAGGUGAGGAUGAGGCAGGAGAUUGCUGGGUAUUAAGGUCCUGGCUGCCCAGCAGCCACCAGAUUCAUGCUGUGACUUAACCCUCAGCCACACACUCAGUGACAAGUCCACAAAGCCGCUGUUAUGCAUUUCAAUUAAAGUCUUAGGAACUGGGAAUAUUUCACUGUAUGACCAACAGUUUCAGGGAUUCUGACAGCAGUGACAUUUAGAGGAAGAAAUGCCAAGACACACAUCGAAGAGAUGAACACUUGAUACUGUCUGCUGCGGGCUGUGUGCAAGUGCAAAUCAUUGCAUUUUCAUUAUCCUCCACCAUGUGCCUUUCUGGAGAUCCAUUACCACUGCUCUAUCCUCAAGUCUACCUGGUUUCGAUUGUUCGUAACUCCCUGCCAUUGCCAGGUCCACGCAGGGCUGUGUAAAUACUUGAGCAGAGGAACAAUUAGACCUGCAGCUGAAACACUAGUCCAGAGAGAGAGGUAGGGUUACUGCCUUCUGUAGCACACUCCACUGCACCAAGCUUGGCAAGCAUUGUCCCUGCAAAGGCUUCUGGAUGUGAGUGUAGCAAACAUGGGCUGUAAAGACAGGCGCUGAGGGAGGAUGACAGGAUGGACUCAGAAUCCUGAAGUGUUACGUUUGGAAGAGGAGCCGUGGAGCAGGGCACUGCUGAGUGUCCAGAAGAUGUCAGCCACCUGCAGCAUUGCCCAGAGGGCCUGAGGAUGACCGGUACCCACUAGCAUGCCCGGAUGGUUCAAAAAGGCGUGGUACGGGCUGGCCUCUCUACUCAGCUUCUCCUCCUUCCUCCUGCUCAUCGUUGCUCUGACUGUACCCCACUGGCUGAGUGGGAAAAUCCUUUGUCAGACAGGAGUGGACUUGGUCAACGCCACAGACCCAGAGCUGGUCAAGUUCCUUGGGGACAUUUACUACGGGCUCUUCAGAGGGCGCAAGGUGCGGCAGUGCGGGCUCGGGGGCCGCCAGUCCCGGUUCACAAUCUUCCCACACCUGGUGAAGGAGCUCAACACCGGCCUUCAUGUGACAAUUUUGCUGCUCCUCUUCCUGGCCUUGGCCCUCGCUCUGGUCAGCAUGGGCUUUGCCAUCCUCAACGUGGUCCAGGUACCUUAUCGAGCAGUCAAUGGCCCUGGGGGCAUCUGCCUGUGGAACACCCUGGCAGGUGGAGUCGUGGCGUUAGCCAUUGCCAGCUUCAUGGCCGCGGUGAAAUUUCAUGAUCUGACUGAACGAAUCGCCAACUUCCAGGAGCGACUCUUUCAGUUUGUCGUGGUGGAGGAGCACUACGAAGAGUCGUUUUGGAUCUGCGUAGCCAGCGCUUCCGCCCAUGCUGCAAACUUGGUUGUGGUGGCGAUCAGUCAGAUUCCCCUGCCGGAGAUCAAGACCAAAAUCGAAGAGGCCACGGUCACAGCCGAGGAUAUCUUAUACUAAUCACCCACCCCUGCCCAUAUCCUUUCCUGAGUCAGUUCUGCAGUGAGAAUGGGGACCUCACUUCUUUGCAGCCUCCUUAUUUCACCUUCCUUCAGGGGUGGCUGGCUCAGACAGGAAAAAACUCCCCCAGAAUUCCUAGAAUUCCCACGCCCCCCUUCAUGGCCUUGGAGCUGGAGAUUCAUGCCUGCCCGUGUGACAGUGGACAGCUUACCUAAUGUCUACCUCUCAGUUUCCUCUCUUGUAAAAUGAUGAUAGCUACAACUUUGCAGGUUUGUUGUGAGGAUUAAGUGGGUAAUGAUGUUGCGAGCAGAACAUUCUAGAAAUUUAAGGUAUCGUAUACAAGGUGUGAUGGGAAUACAUGGUGAAUGUUUAAAUUUUUUAAAAAUUAUUUUAGUAAAAGACACAUCAUUAAAUCCCCACAAAAUGCUUCGCCUCGUUUCUAACACACUUACCCAUUAUUCUUGCCACUUUCUGAAGCAGUUCUAGAAGUCCUCUUUCAUGAGUGUGCUGUUUUCUGAAGUGUGAUUUUAAAAAAAAAGUACAGGAAUACUGCUGCUGAGUGUCACCCAAUGACAGAGAGAAACAGGAAACAUCACAGUGGGUUCUGAUAUACCUUAUUCACCAGAUUUGACACUGCAGGACUUCUUACUCUUCCCCAAAGUUAAAAUGACCAUGCAAGAUAAAUGUUUUUAAUUGACUCCAGACACUGAGGCAGCCACAUCUGUGCAACUAAAGACACUCUUGAAAGAGGACUUCUAAAACUGCUUCAGAAAGUGACAAGAAUGGUAAAAUAGGAUUGUUAGAAGCAACAGUAUUUUGACAGAGAUUAAUGGCAAUGUGUCUUUUACUGUAAUUUUUUAAAAAUUAACAUUUCCUGUAUUUUUUAAUCAUACCUCACAUACUCCAAUAAAUAUCUAUGGGCUUUUGACCAAUUCCAUACAGCAGAGAGAUGAAAACAGAAAUAUGAUGAUAGCUUCAUCUUUCCACGGGAAACAAGAAUUGGUUAGCAACAGCAUCACUAAUAAUUAAAGUAACUACCUUUUUAAAGUAGCUUUUACAUGCUGGACACUGUUCUAAGAGUUUUACACAUGUUAACUUCUUGGCUCUUCACUGAAAAAUUCAGAUGGCUAGUAAUAUUUUAAUUUUAUUUGACAGGUGACAAAACUAAGAUACAGAGAAACUGGUUAACUUGCUGAGAUCUGGAACUAAAUCUAGGAAGACUGGAAGUAGAAGCUAUACUUUAAACCACUUUGGUAAUCUAUUCUCUGGUGUACGAAGAGCUGCAAUGCAGUGUGAUAAAGGCUAAACUAGAACAGGCAUAAAGGACAAAGGAAGGAAUUAAAUCUCCAGGAUGGGAUGCACGGUAUUAAAGUGUCAGGGAGCUAACAUUUGAUCUGAACUGUGAAAGAUGAGUAGACUUUUUCCAGUGGCAUGGAGAGGGCAUUCCAGGGUGCAUCAGGAAGACGGGGCAGCACAUGAAAGGCCAAGGAGACCACAGGCACACGAAUGGUCGUUGGGAUGAGAUGCUGCUCUAAUUGACAUUGGGGAAACCCAGAUGUUUCAUGUUGGGUUUUCCUAAUUAGUGCUGUGAUGCUUAAUUUUCUGUGUCAACGUGGCAGGGCCAGAGUACUCCAAACAUGUGGUCUAAUCUAGACAUUUUUCUAAAGAUAUUUUGGAUGAGAUCAACACUUCAGUUUUACCUUCCAUAAUCUGAAUGGGCCCCAUCCAAUCCAUUGAAAACCUUAAUGGAAAAAAGAUUGCCCUUCCUGAAAGGAGCAAAUUCUGCUAGCACACUGCCUUUGGAUCUGAACUUUAACCCUUUCUUAGGUCUCCAGGCAGCUGGUCUACCUGCAAAUUUUACACUUGUGACACCAUAAUGAUGUGAGUCAAUUCCUAAAAAUUUCCCAAAAAUUACAUUCUCCUCUAUCUCAUUCUCUCUCCUUUCCUCUUUCUUCCCUCCCCUUCCUUUCCUCUCCCCACCCCUUUCUCUUCUCCAUCUCUCUGUCUCAUUCUGCAUCCUCCUCUAUUUCUUUCUCUCCUUAGGAUCUUCAGUGAAUUGAUUCCAGAAACUACCCCAAUACCAAAAUCUAUGGAUGCUCAAAUCUUCUAUGUAAAAUGGCAUAGUGUUUAUAUGUAACCUAUGUACAACAUCUUCCCAUAUAGUUUAUAUCAUCUUAUACUACCUAAAACAAUGUAAAUGCUAUGUAAAUAAUUACUACACUGUAUUAUUUAGGGAACUGUGACAAGAAAAAUAACCUGUCUAUAUUUAAUAAACAUGCACUAUUGUAGGCCUAUCUUUUCAAUUCUUGGUUAUAUGCAUGAGUGCAGGAAUCCAAGAAUAUAGAGAGCAGACAGUACACAAGCUCAUGUCCACACACACACUUACCUGUGUUACUCUGCAUAAGCCUAAUACAGAAAAUUUUAAUCAAUUUUCCAUGAUGCCAGUUGGGAUGAAUCUUUUUCCAGGUCUCCUACCUUCAUGUCAAGAAAAUGCUAGCUAAUCCUCCAAGUUGCAUCCAAAAUGCCACCUGACUGGGUGACUUCAGGAAAUUUUCAUACCAUUUCUCUACUUAUGGUUCCCUGCCAAGCCCAUCUGACUCUUCCAGCCCUCUAUCUCCAGGCCAGUUACAACUUCUGUAUUAUUUAUGGUCUAAUAAAGGUGGCACAUGGCUAGGAGAGAGAUCUAGAAGAUAUCAAUAGACUACCAUGCUAAGUAGAACACAAGAAAAUGUUGAUAUCGUGCCAUGUUGAGCACAAAAUCCUGCUGAUGGAAUCGUUUUUAAAAAACAAAUACAGAAGUAUCUGACAACAGUUUCUAAGAUAAGUAACUGAGGAUCUUGAUAUGCUUAUUCAUUCAAAAAGUAUUGAAACUGGAUCUAGGUCUUUGGAGAAGAAGAGAUCCGAGGGUUUUAUUGUCUGAGAAGCUGGGGAUGAUGCAUAAAGAGACAACUGGUGAUGAAGCUACUAAAGAAGUUGGCACAGCUGUAUGUAGUCUUAGGUCACUGCCUUCAGACAUUGCAGAUGGUUUUAUAGAAAGAAGGCAGAGUUUUGUUCCUACGACUAGAAUUGAGGUUGAUCUUCAUCAAGCCUGAUGUGUUCCAAGGAGCCAAAUGCAGGCUUGGGUAUGUGUGUAAGCUUCUAGUAACACAAUCCAAAACUUCUGAAAGAAUUUCAGCAGCUUCUAUAACACCUCCAGACUUCCAAAUGUUCCUGGAGAGAAUGAACAUUCCUAAGACCAUCUCUCAAGAGAUUCCUAAAUAGACUUUAGCAAAGUGUAAGUGGAGGGAUCAAAUAUAUGGGUCACAAAUUUUACUUGUAUUAAUUACUUGGAACAGACAGGAAAUGUAACUCUCUGGUUUUUUUCAUAUAAUUAAUUUGGUUGCUUCAUGUGUAAAGAAAUAAAUGCCCAAUCCAUCUUAAAUUCAA